Molecule: messenger RNA, 810 nt
Organism: Echinostoma caproni
Lineage: Eukaryota; Metazoa; Platyhelminthes; Trematoda; Plagiorchiida; Echinostomatidae
Source: the annotation of a GenBank genome assembly
AUGGAUGAAGUUAUAUCACAAUUCACAUCUCUUCACGAUAAUAAAAAAUACGAGGAAGCCCAUCGGUUGAUUUGUGAUGCCAUUGAAAAUAAGAAAAUAAAAGAUCCUGAGUUACAGUGGCGCCGUGCCUUUGUAUGCCGAGAUCUAGGUAAGUCUGUUCUCUGUCAUUUUUUUCUCUCUCUGUCCAUAGCUCUGACUCAAGGCAAAAGUGACAAGCAUGUGUACACGAAAUAUUUGCACGAAGGUCUGGAAGCUGCCGAGUUAGGCCUCAAACUGAAUCCAGAUCAUCCGAAAUGCAACUCAGUAAGCAGUAUUCCUUGUUCGCCUCACGGAAUGCUUUCGCAGUGGUGCGCAAUAUUUCUAAACUACGUCUCUCAACUUGAAGGAAUAAACAAAAGAAUUGAGAAUUCAUUCAAAAUGAAAGAUCAUUGGAUGAAAGCGAUUGCAGCCAAUCCAGACGACGGUGUAACUUUACACGCCUUGGGUCGUUGGUGCUUCGAAGUGAGCGAUAUGCCGUGGAUCAAACGCAAGUUAGCCGAGACAUUUUUCAGUACUCCUCCAACGUCUACCUAUGAGGAAGUGAGUUCCAUUUUCCCUCAAAUCAUCUUGCACCGGACCAUAGCUAAUAAUGCCUUGUAUUUGGCUAAGACGUACAGUCGGCUUAAGCAAAAGGACGAGGCAAAGAAGUGGUGUGAACAGGUUCUUCAGUUUACCGCCGAUGAUUUGGAAACAGAAGAGGUAAGUUCCAGUUUUCCUACUCCUCAAACUGCGACGAUUUUCAGGCCAAGAAAGAAGCGCGUAGUCUUAUGA